Molecule: messenger RNA, 1295 nt
Organism: Ceratotherium simum simum (southern white rhinoceros)
Lineage: Eukaryota; Metazoa; Chordata; Mammalia; Perissodactyla; Rhinocerotidae
Source: RefSeq, a predicted model, not a curated record
GUUGGUAGAGGAAAGCAGGGAGGCCACCCACGGCACCCCCGCCGCGCUGAGGACGCUCAGGAGCCCGGCGACCCCGCUGCCGCGCACCACGAACAGCACAUAUCUGAAUGAGAAGUCACUCCAGCUGACAGAGAGAUGCAAAAAUCUGCAAAAUGGCUUUGAGACCUUAUCUAACAAAACGAGGAAAGGGUACUCGGAGGAUGACUAUCUUCAGAUUAUCACAAAUAUACAGAGCUGUCCUUGGAAACGACAAGUGGAAGCAUAUGAGAAUUUUAGAGCCAAACUUGCUUCCUGUUGUGAUGCUGUUCAAAACUUCAUUGUUUCUCAAAAUAACACGCCAGUUGGGACUAACAUGAGUUAUGAGGUGGAAAGUAAAAACGAAAUCCUAAUUAGAGAGAACAUUUUUAAUAUGUUUCCAGUGUCGCAGCCUUUUACGGAGUCCCCUUACAAUCAGUGCGCGGUGGUCGGAAAUGGGGGAAUUCUGAAUAAGUCUCUCUGUGGAGCUGAAAUAGAUGAAUCCGACUUCGUUUUUAGGUGUAACCUCCCCCCAACCACAGGAAAUGUUAGUAAAGAUGUUGGCAGUAAAACCAAUCUCGUGACUGUAAAUCCCAGUAUCAUAAAACUAAAAUACGGGAACUUAAAGGAAAAGAAAGCAUUAUUUCUGGAGGACAUUGCAACGUAUGGAGAUGCAUUCCUUCUUAUGCCAGCGUUUUCCUUCAGGGCCAACACUGGUGCCUCUUUUAAAGUGUACGACACACUGAAAGAGUUUAAAGCAAGACAAAAGGUGAUAUUUUUCCAUCCCAAGUACCUGAGAAAUCUUGCCCUUUUCUGGAGAACUAAGGGUGUGAUGGAGUAUCGCCUGUCCUCUGGCCUGAUGAUCACAAGCGUGGCGGUUGAACUGUGUGAGAACGUGAAAUUGUAUGGAUUUUGGCCCUUCUCGAAAACUGUGGAGGACACACCUGUCAGCCAUCACUACUACGACAACAAUUUACCUAAACGCGGUUUCCAUGAGAUGCCCAAAGAAUACAGCCAAAUUCUCCAACUCCACCUGAAAGGAAUCCUCAAAUUACAAUUUAGCAAAUGUGCAAUAGCCUAAGCAAAGUGUCUUAAAAUGGGAAUCGUUUUAAUUUAAUGCAGUAGGUGAGUAACAAUGUUUCCAAACAUUAAAAGAGGUGUUUGUAGGGUAUACUAGGAAGAGCCCCCAAACUUGGUUUGAACAAAAUUCCCCACUAAGUGUGCACCCUCAGCAACUCAUUCAGUCAUUCUGAUCUUCAGUUUUCCUCCCUGUAAAAUGG